This is a messenger RNA of Anopheles arabiensis, 1417 nucleotides long. Its product is annotated as short-chain dehydrogenase/reductase family 16C member 6-like. Gene Ontology annotation, cellular component: lipid droplet. Gene Ontology annotation, molecular function: oxidoreductase activity, acting on the CH-OH group of donors, NAD or NADP as acceptor. The record is from RefSeq and is a predicted model, not a curated record. The transcript is spliced from 3 exons. Lineage: Eukaryota; Metazoa; Arthropoda; Insecta; Diptera; Culicidae. The coding region runs from base 388 to 1296 and encodes 302 amino acids.
AACCCGUUCCUGUCAACUCAUCCACGUCGGACAUUAUGAUUCCAAUUGCGAUGUUUUUUACUCGUUUGCUUCUUCUCACCUGUGUGUUUUUGUUUCGUUAAAUGUCAUUACCAUUAAGUAGUAUGAGCUGUCAAAAUUCGAAAACAUUAAAACAACUGCUACCCCAUUACCCCCGUUGUGAACCACGCGUGCUAUGUCCUACGUCCCGUGUGACCCAAGUGUAUCCGUGCCCUCUAUGUGUGUUUGUGUGUGUCCAAGAUCCUCUACCCCCGUACCCGCAAUCCCCGCCUACCAAGAGAGCGCCAUCAGUCUCGAGAGCGGCACCAAAAACAAACCGGUCCCCAUGUUUGAAAACCCCGCAGCGCGUCCUCCAAUAACCCGGCAGUGAUGGCGUACAACGCGGUCCUGGUCCUGUUCGACGUGCUGGUGUUCCUCGUCAAGGCGAUCUAUAUCGUCGGCAAGGGCGUGUUCGAGAUGGCGGUUCUGCCGCCGGCCCGCGACGUGAGCGGUGACAUCGUGCUGAUUACCGGCGCCGGCCACGGCAUGGGCAAGAACCUGUCGCUGCAGUACGCCGCCCUCGGCACCACCGUCGUCUGCGUCGAUGUGAACGAGAAGACGAACCAGGAAACGGUCACCGCCAUCAAGUCGAAGGGUGGCAAAGCGUUCGGUUACACCUGUGACGUCACGAACCGCCAGCAGGUGGUGGACAUCUGCAAGAAGAUCCGCGAGCAGGUCGGCAUCGUCAGCAUUCUGAUCAACAAUGCCGGCAUCAUGCCGACCCAUCCGCUGCUCCAGCAGACGGAGAACGAAAUCCGCAAAACGUUCGACAUCAACGUGCUGGCACACUUCUGGUUCAUCCAGUCGCUGCUGCCGGACAUGAUCAAGCAGAACCGGGGCCACAUCGUCGUGCUGUCGUCGAUUGCGGGCAUGAUCGGGUUCAAGUAUCUCGUGCCGUACUGUGGCACCAAGUUUGCGGUGCGCGGCAUCAUGGAGGCGCUGUCGGAGGAGCUGCGGGCCGAUCCGGCCAAGCCGAACGUCAAGUUCACCACCAUCUACCCGUACAUGGUCGACACGGGGCUGUGCAAGCGGCCGUACACCCGCUUCCCGAGCCUGCUGAAGAUGGUCAAGCCGGACGAUGCGGCGGCCGCCAUCAUCGAUGCACAGCGGCGCGGCCUCAUCGAGGCGUCCAUCCCGAAGUAUCUGCUGUACCUGAACACCUGGUUCCGCAACAUGCCGCUGCGCGUCGGCCAGGAGUUUGGCGACCUGCUCGACACCGGCCUGCAGUCGGACCUGUGAGAGAGGUGCCUGUGACUACUUCCGACUGGCUACUUACACUGUUAUCGUUUUGAGAGUUGUUUACGUUUAGAAAAAUAAUAAAGAGAAACUGUUGCGACGCGUUUUUUUGUUUGUUAGUUAA